Molecule: messenger RNA, 4438 nt
Organism: Tachysurus vachellii
Lineage: Eukaryota; Metazoa; Chordata; Actinopteri; Siluriformes; Bagridae
Gene: ppt2b
Product: palmitoyl-protein thioesterase 2b
Exons: 8
Coding region: 218-1084 (288 amino acids)
Cellular component (GO): lysosome
Molecular function (GO): thiolester hydrolase activity
Source: RefSeq, a predicted model, not a curated record
CGGAACAAACAGUAGCGGAUGCAAAUGAUGUUGUUAGAAAGCAGACAGUGUUGAUGUCAGUUUGUGUCUCAGAUAUAAACAGCACCAGAUGAAUGUGUGAUGGUUAAUGCAGCUGAUAGAGAGAAACACAGACGGUUAGAUCAUUUAAAAAGAAGAAAAAGAGACGUUUUUAUUAUUUAAUUUAUUAUUGGAUCAGUUUUAAUAGUGUUUGUUCAGUAUGAAGAGUGUGUGUGUUCAGGGCUCAGUGUUAAUGUGGUGUGUAUGUGUGUGUGUGAUGGCAUACAAACCUGUCAUCAUUAUCCAUGGACUAUUCGACACUUCUGCUGACUUCAUCAACCUCAAGUGUUACAUCAAUCAGUCUCACCCCGGGACGAAUGUGUCUGUAAUUGACCUGUUUGACCGCACAGCCAGUCUGAAGCCAUUGUGGAAGCAGGUGGAGGGAUUUAAGGAGGCCAUUUUUCCCAUCAUACAGAACGCUGCAGAUGGAGUUCACCUCAUCUGUUACUCACAAGGAGGGUUGAUAUGUCGAGGAAUCCUGUCUACACUGAAUGACCACAACGUUCACUCCUUCAUCUCUCUCUCCUCUCCUCAGGCUGGACAGUAUGGAGACACGGACUAUCUGAAGUACUUCUUCCCUACAUUUGUCAAGUCCAAACUCUAUCAUCUGUGUUACACUGCUGUGGGUCAGAAGAUCUCCAUCUGCAACUACUGGAAUGACCCUCAUCACAGAGACAUGUACGUAAACACCAGUGAUUAUCUCGCAUUACUGAACAACGAGAGGAUGCAUGAGGAAUCCACAGUGUGGAAACAGAACUUCCUGCGUAUUAAAAAGCUGGUGCUGAUUGGUGGACCAGACGAUGGUGUCAUCAUGCCGUGGCAGUCCAGUCAGUUUGGUUUCUAUGACGACAACGAGACGGUGGUGGAGAUGAAAUCGCAGGAGAUGUUUCUGAGGGACGCAUUUGGCCUGAAGUCUCUGUAUGCCAGAGGAGAUCUGGAGCUGUGUUCAGUAGCCGGGGUGCAGCACAUCUACUGGCACUCCAACGAAACCGUAUACAAGAACUGCAUCGAUAAAUGGCUCACAUAAACACACACACACACACACACACACACACACACACACACACACACACAGAUAUAGAGACUAUUUUUACACACAGGAUUAACACUUUUCUAUCAGCGAAUACAGUUCAAACAGAUGAUCAUCAGCUGCGUUUAUUCAGUGUUGCUCAGAGUCACAGCAGCACUUUAUAUCUUUUACCUGCUUGUGUGUGUGUGAAGUGUGUGAAGUGUGUGUGUGUGUGUGUGUGUGUGUGUGUGUGUGUGUGUGUGUGUGUGUGUGUGUGUGUGUGUGUGUGUGAAGUAUGUGAGUGUGUGAGAAUGUGCAUGACACACAGUUCAUCGCUCAGGCCUGCUCAGCUUUUUACUGAAGCUUUUAAUCUCUGUCACAUACACACACACACAUACACACACACACAGACACACACACACACACACACACACACACGCACACAUACAUACACACACACAGACACACACACAGACACAAACACAGACACACACAAUACAUUUUAUUCAGUUACACACUCACAAAGCACACCACAAUGCAAAUCAGUGCCUCAAGGACAUUUUGAUCACAAAAGAGUUACUGAGGAAAAGGGGCGGGGUUUUAACCAUGUUUGUCCUGUUUCUGAAUGAAAAGGGGUGGGGCUUAAAGUACAUUUAAUCCUGACCUUUUCAUCCCCUUAAGCAAAAACACAGGACACAAGUUUUAAGGCCUUUAUUUUAAACCUUCUUCUCUUUCUGUGUUUUGUUUUAGUUUAUUUAUCUUUAACAGAGCAGUAAGUAGGAAUUUUAUUAAAAUGCACAUUUCAGAUGUUUCAUAUUGCUACUUUAAUCUCCCAUAACAAAAAAGGGAUUGUGGGUAUUGUAGUCUGGCUGCAGUAAGAAUCGUUAUAAGAAUCCUUAUAUUUGUACCAGUUUUAUCCUUUAACUGUGGGUAUUGGUCUACAUGGAAUGACAUCAUAUAAAAGCCACUAAGUGUCCGUCCCACUGUUACUAUGUAAUUUUAAAGCGGCGAUAAGUAAAAUUGUGCCAUGUUUGGAAAAGCAUUUGCUCUUGCAUCGCUCGUGCAGGUUGGUUAUAUUCUCGUGAUUUGGAAUGUUGCAUAUUGUUCCUUUAAUACCCCAAAACAAGGAGGAAUUUUUGAUGCAGUACAAAAGAUCGUGUUAUGUAUUUGUACAUAUUUUAUCCUUUUAUCCUUAACUGUGUUUUAUUAGACUUUAUGUAGCUAUAUGAUGAACAACUAAAAAAAGGGAAGAGAUGAUGAUAAAUUGGACUUCCAGGAAGAGGGAUAUACACACAGAUGCUCAGGAUUACCAGCUAGUUUUAAACUUUUGUCUUCUUCUUUGUUUAUAAGUGUUUAUAAGUAAAAUUGACAACUUAAUAUCACUUAGCAGUUGUAGCAGGUGUAGGCUGUUAAUUAGAAUAAGACGUAGGAGGUAUUUCAUACGCUAUAAAAUGUUGCAUAUUACUCCUUUAACAGUGCACAAAAGGGAGGGAUUGUGGGACUUGUGAACUUAGUUUAUCUUUUCAGACUGAUUGACACUCAUUUUUCAGAUGUGUCCAAAUUAAGCUCUGUGUUGCCUCAUAAAAUAGUUAAUAGAAACUGGCGGUGAGCUCUAAGCUGUUAUGAGGGACAACAACUAGCUCCCAGUGCUAAAGAGAGGGGUCUUGUGGGAAAGUCACCACUGAAUGUCACCUCGUAACGAAUGGAACGGUUUCAACCACAAUAACAACAUUGUCUGCGACAAACAUCACCGUAUUUUAUUGGACAUGAUCAUCAGCACACGUCUCUCAGUGUUCUACAGGUUUAUUCGUUAGACUGCGUGAUGGCAAUAAAGGGAAGAUUUCAGAUGGAGUCGAUAUUUCUGGUCAUGAUAUCUGAUUCAUAUUUAAUCACAGUUUACAAUAUUAUUGAUUAUUAAAUCUGUUGCACAAAACAUGAGGUAAUCAGUAAGGACCAUAAGAAGACCGCCGGGUCUCUUACUCGGUGCCUCAAACUCUACCUACAGCACCUUGCAUAAGUAUUCACCCCUUUAUUUAUUUAUUUAUUUAUUUAUUUUACAGCCUGGAACUUUAAUGAACUUCAUUUGGAUUUCAUGUCAUGAAUGUUUAUAAAAAAAAAAUGUCUUCGCCCUAAGAUGGAUCAGAUUUAGUCUGGACACUUCACAAAGCCAACUUUUCAGAAGGGAGAUUAGAAGAAAUUCAUUACUGCGGAAACAAAUAUGUCUAAAUAUAUGGCAGAUGAAAUUCCACCUGCUGACUCAGCAACACAAAGUACGUGGGAAAACGUUCUCUUGUGUUCCGAGACCGAAUUUGAACGUUGGAAACCCAGCUAUCUCUACUGUCAGGCGUUUUUGGUGUUAGCAUCACGUUGUUGAGCUGCUGUUCCUCAGCAGGGACUAGGAAAGUGUUUUGGGGGCGGAGCUUCACCUUGUAAUACAGACAAGCUACAAUGCAGUGGUUCAACACUUAGAACCCAGUCGAAGCCCAGACUUCAGUCUGACUGAGAAUCUGUGGCAAGACUUAAUUAACGAUGGAUUCGAUCCAAUCUUACAGAGCUUGAGCAAUGUUGCUAUGAGUAAUGGGGGGAAAAAACAUCAGGAUCCAGAUGUGCAAAGCUGAGACAUAGAUGCAGUGUGAUGACCUGGGGGGUGAAUACUUAUGAGGCAUCGGAUUAAGAGCGUGAACGGGGAAGAUGAUACGUUAAAGUGUGUCUAUUUAAUCGUGAUGUAACUGACGGUUUGUACAAAUCUCACUCAUCACCACGUGUCACAGGCUCAGGUUCUGUUCUGUUGCCAAACACAGCUUGCUACAGUAAGCUGAUGCUAAACUGGUAGCUAUAGGCUUCCCUUAAUGUGCUAGCUACAUUAGCUUCGUACAGUCUUCACACACCAAACGUCUCAGUUCUGUUUGUUGUUCGUCAGCGUCUGAGUGUGUACCAGACGCACCAGGUUGUAAUGUGCCGUAAUUUUCGGGGAAUAAAGCCUUGUUUUCUGAAUAAAGGAGCAGGAUUUGCACACAAUGUUUUCAAGUCUCUAAAAACAUGUCUAUUGUAGAAAUCAUGGCAGUAUUUGAUGCAUUUUUGUUUGUCUACAUUGAACUCGUACAGAUCUCAUGUAUUUGUUAUUUUUAGUGCAGAUGAAGGGAUUUAUUUUGUCUGAUCUCAUUACUAAAUGCACUAAACUCUGUUCAUUUCUUAAAUUCUUAAACCAUGAAAUAAUAAAAAACAUUUUUUCAAAGCUAAUUAUACAAUGUUCUAUACUGUUUUUAUAGAAAGUUGAGAUUUUUUUGGUCAGGAAAUCUUUUAAACAGUAAACAUGUGGCCCGAUUGUUGUCACGACAAAUUUAUUCUAAUAAAGUUUGCAUUUUAAAACCA